Darwinula stevensoni is the source of this 2196-nucleotide messenger RNA. The record is from the annotation of a GenBank genome assembly. Lineage: Eukaryota; Metazoa; Arthropoda; Ostracoda; Podocopida; Darwinulidae.
AUGAUGUACUAUGUGUUACGUGUCGUCUUCCACUUCCUUGUGACAUUACCCGGAAAUUGGGUGAGAAGUGAAUCGCAGAAGUGUUGCCCAGGUCAGGACCAGUAUGGAGUUUACGAUCGAGAGACAGGUGUGACCAAGUGUCAUGUUCGCACCACCAAUGAGACAAUUGGACCUCCCCUCUUGCCAGACUGCGAAGCGGAGGUCAAACUAGUCCUAGACCAACCUGACCCUAGCCUCCUAGCUAACACUCCUCAUUGCCAUGAUGAAUUCCUGGAGGGGAACGCAACCUUCGUCAAGGCGUUUCUUCUCUGCCACGCUCAGCCUGAUAUUGAUCCUACUCCUGUCCAAAGCCAAGAAGGGAUAAACAUCAUCAUCCGCAAAUGCUGUCCUUUGGAAGAGGGCUAUGAUCUGCACCAGCAAAAGUGCGUCCCCCGUCCCUUCUCCUGGUCGCUCCCGGUAUUAAAUCCAGAGACAAUGGAGAUUCGGAAUCUGUCUUCAGAUCAAUUUCAAAUCAAAAUCGACGAUCUAUCUUCCAUCUCUUGUACCAAAGACAUGCUGCUUCCAAAGAAAGAUCCUCGGGAGACGUACAAUGUGUUAUAUGACACGGGACACCUCUACCUCCCAGCCUCAAAAGUCACAUAUUCUCCUGAAGAGUUCUGCCUCGAUCACGGUCGUCUCGAGAAUGGAUCUUGGAUCGACCUAGCUCGCAUCUGCGACCGUAAAGAGAAGAUCCUCAAGGAAUGCAAGGGAAAGGUGUGUGUUCAAAAAUGCUGUGUCGAGACGGAUAUCUUAAAUGCAUCCAAAGAGGCAACUCAUCCAUGCGGCCCAGCUGAUAGGCUCUGGGAUUCUAAGAAACAUUUCCAUCCUCAUCCUCCUGCAGAAGUCCACGUGAUCACGAAUUUCCCCAUAUGUCCCGGAAUGACGGAAGGAGGAAUUCUAUUAAGGCCAACCACGAAUGAUACAUUCUAUGUGACAAGUACUGGAGUGUUGAUGGUGGAGAAAUACAAGGCCUUCCAUGUCCCUGGAUAUUGCAUCGAUGAUAUGAUGACUAGCAACGAGACUUUUGAGCCUGUUGCAGUUAUCUGCUACCCUGAAGCCUCUCCUGGAAAGGAACUCGUUUAUAAAAUUUACUCCGCACUUCUCGUCGUGUCGACCGUGUUCCUGUUUAUCACAUUUCUCCUUCAUCUGAUUUUACCGGAACGGAAAAGCCUCCAUGGGAAGACAAUAUUAUGCUACGUGGGCUGCCUUCUGGUGGCCAGCAUCGCCCUCUCCAUCGCCCGGUUUGGCACCGAAAAAGACAUCCCCGAUUCUCUCUGCCUCAUUGCCGUUUUCACGAUCUUCUACUUCUAUCUCUCCACAUUUUUCUGGCUCAAUAUCAUCAGCUUCGACAUCUGGUAUAGCCUCAGUGAACUGAGGGAACGCAUCCACGAUCAAGGGCACGAGAAGAAGGUACUCAUCCGUUACAGCCUGUAUGCAUUCGGAGUGCCGAUGUGCAUCGUUGCGAUAGCGUGCAUCGUGGAACACGCACCAAAUAUUCCCACUAGCAUCAUCAAGCCGGGAAUCAACCCGCAAAUACGAUGCUGGCUCCAUGGUAAUGUUCAUGCCAGAGAUACGGCUCAGCUGCACCGGAGCCGAUGCCAGACUCAAAAACAGAAGUUCUUGGUGUACAUAAAGUUGUUUGGGGUGAUGGGGCUAAGUUGGGUGACGGAAGUGAUAAGCUACUUCAUCAAGGAGCCCGCAGUGGUUUUCAUGUUCACAGAUAUCAUCAACAUCCUACAAGGAUUCUUCAUCUUCCUCAUCUUCGUUUGCAAGAAAAAAACGAUCAGAUACCUGAAGAGAAAAGUUCAUAAAUGGUUUUCUCGACAUGACAGUAUGAGUACUUCACCUGGGAGUAAUUCGGGAUCAAGAGGAAGCAAUCAACAAUCGAUUCCAUCGUCCACACCCGAUGCCAAAAUCCCUAACACUGAAAUGAACUAUUUCAAUUCCGCGUUUGACAACAGUGAAAUCCCGGAAUCUUGUCCAAAGACGACUGACAGGAGUGACAGCACAGUCACGAAGAGUACUGAUAUAUCGGACACUUCCACUUGAAAGGAAAUAUGGCCUUCUUUCCCCGAGCUCUGACAUUAUAUUCAUGCACUUAUUUUCAUUUUUAAAACGUUAUGUGACUGGUAUGAGAUAAAAUGCCUUUGAGUCUUC